Hevea brasiliensis (rubber tree) is the source of this 1622-nucleotide messenger RNA. RefSeq names its product transcription repressor OFP4. Gene Ontology annotation, molecular function: DNA binding. Lineage: Eukaryota; Viridiplantae; Streptophyta; Magnoliopsida; Malpighiales; Euphorbiaceae. The coding region runs from base 257 to 1441 and encodes 394 amino acids. The transcript has a single exon. Gene Ontology annotation, biological process: negative regulation of DNA-templated transcription. The record is from RefSeq and is a predicted model, not a curated record.
UAAAAAAAAGAAUGGGAUUAAUGACAUCAUGAAAUCCUGAUUAUGUUUAUGUAACACAGAACAAACUAAAGACUGACUUUUUGAUAAAACAAGGUCUUUGCAUUUGCUGGGCAUUCUUGAUUCUCCCUGCUUUCUUGCUUAACUUUUCUAACAAACCCAUCUACCCUUUUCCUUUUAUGAACCAGCUAUUUAUUUAUUUCUUAUGUUAGUCUCCAGUACUAGAAUCCUCAGGUUUCAAAGAGAAGUUGCAUAGAAGAUGGGUAAUUACAGGUUUAGAUUGUCAGAUAUGAUACCAAAUGCCUGGUUUUACAAGCUCAAAGACAUGAGCAGAGGCAGAAAACAAUGCAACUCUCAGAGGUCUUUCAAGAAAAAAUCAUUUUCAGCAAAAACAUCUUCUCAAAAAUCCAACAUCUCUCAGCCAAGAUACACCUACUACUUCACCACAGAACCUUGUAGAGCUGAUAAAUUCUACAAUUCACCUGUAAACACUAAGGCCUCAGAUACUCGUUUCCCUGAUUCACCAAGAAGAUCAUCAUCCAAUAAAAGAAGCAAAAGAAAAACAAUCUACAAGCCUUCUCCUAAGCUUGUCUCUUCAUCUUUUCCUUCUGAUUGUAGCUGUCAUGCAAAGGUCAAUUCGGUCUGGACCAAGUCCAUUGCUCAAGCUCACUCACCUGUAGAAUACUCUAGCCCUCUUCCUGAGACCUCCCCUGAACCUGGCUUCCACGAAUCUCUUCUAUCUGAAUCUGAGGAUGAUGAUGAUGGUUUUGCUCCUAAUUACUCAUUUGAUCAAGAAUUUGCCGCCUGCUCUAGCUCUUGUAACUGUAAAGUAAGUUCUUCAACUACUGAUAUUAUCAUUGACGUGAAUGGUGAAUCCUUUAAGAGUAAAACUAAGAAGAUUGAUGGGUUCGAAACCAUUUCUGAGGUGGAGCUACCGCCUAUAUUCACCAAGCCAGCAAAAUUCAAUGGCGAGAUGAGUCAAGUCACAAAGUUCAAAAGAACAUCAUCUAAACCGGAGGAGAUAAAAGCGAACAGGUCUCUUUCUGUUAAGAAUGUAAAGGAGGAAAGAGAUGGGACUCAUAAAGAGCAGAAGUCCAAACCUGUCACACAAAGAUCCUCACCAAAUUCUGUGGGGAUAAGACUUCGAGUUAACUCUCCAAGAAUUGCAAGCAGGAAGAUUCAGGCUUGUGCCCGUAAAAGUUUGUCAGCAUCAAGAAACAGGACUCUCUCAGAGAGCCUUGCAGUGGUUAAGUCCUCAGUUGAUCCACAGAAAGACUUCAGGGAUUCAAUGGUGGAGAUGAUCAUAGAGAACAAUAUCAGGACAUCAAAAGAUUUGGAAGAUCUUCUUGCUUGUUACCUUUCACUCAAUUCAAAAGAGUACCAUGAUCUUAUAGUCAAGGCAUUUGAAGAAAUCUGGUUUGAUAUGACUGACCUUCGCCUGUAAAUAAUUUUUAGAUUUCUUAAUGUAUUUUACUGCUUUAUUAAGGUCUUCUCUUCUCUCUUCCUCUCAGAACUCAAACAAGCAUUAAUAGGCUACUCGGUCUUUAUGUAUACAAUCUAUGCUUUAGUGUUCUGUAAAUGUACAGCUUAUUGUUCCCUGGGAAGUUAUGCUUCUGUUUAAAUCA